UUCCUAAAGGGCCUAUUCCCUUGUGGAUUCCAGUCAGGUUUCUACCUUCCUCAUCUCGAUUCUACUUAUUGUCUAUGGAAGCUUCAGGUCUCUGAAUAUGGAUUUUGAAAACCAGGAUAAAGAUAAAGAUGUGAAUACUUCAUCUGGUACUUUCAAUGCAAACAAUGCAAACAAUAGUAUCCAGACCAUAGAUUCUACACAAGCUCUAUUCCUUCCUGUAGGGGCAUCAGUGUCUCUCUUAGUGAUGUUCUUCUUCUUCGAUUCCGUUCAAGUAGUCUUUACAAUAUGCACUGCAGUUCUUGCAACAAUAGCAUUUGCCUUUCUGCUGCUUCCGAUGUGCCAGUAUUUAACAAGACCCUGUUCGCCUCAGAACAAAAUUUCAUUUGGCUGCUGUGGACGAUUCACUGCUGCUGAACUACUCUCAUUUUCCCUUUCAGUCAUGCUUGUGCUUAUCUGGGUAUUGACAGGGCACUGGCUACUGAUGGAUGCUCUGGCAAUGGGCCUCUGUGUAGCCAUGAUCGCUUUUGUACGGUUGCCAAGUCUUAAAGUUUCCUGCUUGCUGCUUUCUGGACUCCUCAUUUAUGAUGUCUUCUGGGUAUUCUUCUCUGCUUACAUCUUCAACAGCAAUGUGAUGGUGAAGGUGGCCACUCAGCCUGCUGACAAUCCUUUAGAUGUGCUAUCAAGAAAACUUCAUUUGGGACCUAAUGUUGGACGGGAUGUUCCUCGCCUGUCACUACCUGGAAAAUUGGUGUUUCCAAGUUCAACAGGCACCCACUUUUCAAUGCUAGGAAUUGGAGAUAUCGUCAUGCCAGGACUUCUGUUAUGCUUUGUGCUUCGAUAUGACAACUAUAAGAAAGUUUCUAACAGUGAGGCUAUUCCACCCAAUAUACCUGGUCGUAUGCAAAAGGUGUCAUACUUCCAUUGUACUUUGAUCGGUUACUUUGUAGGUCUUCUGACAGCCACUGUAGCAUCCAGAAUUCACCGGGCUGCUCAGCCUGCACUCUUGUACCUCGUUCCAUUUACACUGCUACCACUGCUCACCAUGGCUUAUUUAAAGGGUGAUUUACGGCGUAUGUGGUCAGAGCCAUUCCACUCCAAGGCAAACAGUUCUCGAUUCCUGGAAGUAUGAUAGGAUGAAGUGCAGCUAAGAGCAGGAAUGACAUAUGGUGGGCACCAGAAGAUUUGUGUCAUGUGGUUUCAUUCUUCUCAUCAAGCAAGAUCGGUGCUUAAAUUGUUAACAAAAAUGGUUGUGGAGGAAUUUUCUUUUCCUUUUAUGGAAUGCAGACCUUGUACAAUUAAUCCAACCCAUUUGCAGUCUUUGGAUUAGCAACAGACACACGCCCUACCAUGUAUAUUACAAAUGAAAAAGGAACAAGAAGUCCACCUUUUUAAUGACAAGAUGUCAAAACUAAUCUUGUACAUACAGCUGCCAUAUAGAAGACGCAACUUGAAGAAGCCUGUUUAAAGGGACCAGCACCAAGUCAACGACCGUUUGGUUUGUCUUGAACUUUAGCCUGAAGAAGAAGACAAGGCAGCGACAUAUCUUGAAUUCCGUAAUUAUCUGUGCGGUGACUCCUAUUUCCUCCCCUCCCCCCACAGACACAAGUUGGGUAUGCAGUAAAAUCUAUGCUGUAAUUAACUUUACAUCUGAUGUUUUGUUGCAAUGAUCCAGAAAGGUAAAGACGCCAAGAUGAAUCAUGUUGUGUACUUAAAUGGCCUGUUGUAAAUUUUAGCAUGUAUAGCAUUAAAUAUUGCUUCAGUAUAAGACCCACUGUUCCCUGUUCCAAGAUGCUCUUUUACCAUAAUAUGUGACUUUAAACACGUAAUUGUAGUUUGCACUUGUACCUGUGUUCAUGACCCCAGUUGAUCUUGCACAAUUAUGAUUGGUGUAGCAAAAAAGUUAACUUUUUAUGGUUUUCCCCAUUUCUUUUCUUGGUUUGAUUAAUUUAGCUAAUGCAUGUAUCAUAGCGGUACUCGUUAUCUAAACCCUCUUGAUUGUAGUGGUGUAUCCUUGUAAAUAUUUCUUUUUUGUAUACAUUUGUUUAAAUGUGCAUUGUUAGCUCUACAUAUGUUGAUAAGUGUAAUCUUGUCCAAGUUUACAAGCAGUAUCUGUUUUGUACCUUGGGUUUGUAUUCAGUUCACAGAACUUUUUCUGGUAGACAUUGACUUUGGCUGCUGUGGUAGCAGCAAUUUAAUAUACAAUAGAACGUGAAUCAAACCGAAGGUUUGCGUGCCUCUAGAAUUCCCGUCAUCAUUGUGUGAACAAGAUGGCAACUGUAGUCUUCAAGCCCAGAGAUUUCCUAAUAGAGUGCAAGGCCUGGAACCAAAACAAAUUAAUACAAACAAUGCUUCAAAUUCUUCUUCCAUGCCCACUUCUUCCUGUCCCCAGCCCCCGACAUGUUCUCCUAAACAUACACCCAGAGUGUCAGGUUAUUAUUUUUUAAAGAUGGUAUUGUUUUCUUGAAAACAACUGAGUGUAAUGUUAUCGUGCCGUAGACUAGACAAGUUGAUGAAGCCAUUUUAUAGAUUCUGGCUUUGCUCAAAGCAGUCAGAUGGACUGAAUGAGUACUGUACAAUCCUUGUACAUCAGGUGUGUUUCUGGCCCUGGAAAUGAACAAUAUCUUUCAUCUCUACAUAACAUGCGCAGUCAAGAUUCCUUUGUAAAUAAAACCAAAAGUUUAAGUGCA
This is a messenger RNA of Rhincodon typus (whale shark), 2687 nucleotides long. It is a transcript of the gene sppl3, whose product is annotated as signal peptide peptidase 3. The record is from RefSeq and is a predicted model, not a curated record. The transcript has 10 exons. Gene Ontology annotation, biological process: membrane protein proteolysis. Gene Ontology annotation, cellular component: cytoplasmic side of endoplasmic reticulum membrane; Golgi-associated vesicle membrane; lumenal side of endoplasmic reticulum membrane. Bases 98 to 1129 code for a protein of 343 amino acids. Gene Ontology annotation, molecular function: aspartic endopeptidase activity, intramembrane cleaving. Lineage: Eukaryota; Metazoa; Chordata; Chondrichthyes; Orectolobiformes; Rhincodontidae.